CAAAAUACACACACACACACACACACACACACACACAUAAUAUACAUACAACACAUACAUAAUAUACAUACAUCUUGUACACGAAAAAAAAAUAAAUAAAUAUUUUUUUAUAUAUUUUUUUAAAAAAAAAAUAAAAAUAAUAAUAAAUGUCGGUCUACAAUCAUCGACCAAUGGUACCGCCAACCCAAGGCCGUCUCAUCGAACUACUGGAUGCCGUCAAAGCCGAGUUUGACCAAUUGACCCAAGAUGUCGUCACCGUCAAGGCCCAAAGAGACGACUUUGAACACAAAAUGAAUAACCAGAUUCAAGAGAUGUCGGCCUUUCAGCAGAACCUCAUUGAUCUAGAGAGAACCCAGCAGAUCAUCAAAAAACAAUAUGAAGAAGAGAUUGGGCGCCUACGUCAACAACUGGAACAAAUUCAUUCCUCUCCUCAUGGUGCACCAGUAACCAGCAGUGCACAAUCCUACAGUGGUUAUCCUCCACCAAUGUUGGACUCAAAACCGCCUGUUCAUCACUCAGCUUAUCCUGGACCUUCUCCACCAACUGGUCCCCACACUGGAUCACCUCACCCAGUCACAAACCCUGCUUACAUGAACGGCAGCACCCCUCUACCCACCAGCGCCCAACCACCACCCCCCGGCCCUCAACUUACCCCAGGUCGUAGCGCCCCACCCCCAGUCAAGUCUGGCGUACCAUCAACCACAGCAAUCGUACCAGCCGUACCUGGAGCCUUGGGUGAUAUUGACCCCGAAAGUGUGCCACCAAACAUGAGAGUAGAAGGCCAGGAUUGGUUUGCAUUGUUCAAUCCAAAUGCCCAGAGAUUCCUCAAGGUCGAUCUUUUACACAGCUUUGAACACGGUAGCGUCGUUUGCUGCGUAAAGUUCAGUGCAGAUGGUCGUUUCUUAGCAACAGGUUGCAACCAAGUCACAUACAUCUAUGACACUACAAACUCUGCCAGAAUCGCUGUUUUGCAGGAUGAGACUACUGGUAGAGAUGGUGAUCUCUACAUCAGAUCUGUCAGUUUUAGUCCCGAUGGCAAAUACCUCGCCACUGGUGCCGAGGACAAACAGAUUCGUAUCUGGGAUAUCGCAAAACGCCGCAUUCAGAGCAUCUUGCCUGGCCAUGAGCAAGACAUCUAUUCUCUUGAAUUCAGUCGCGACGGUCGCAUUCUGGUAUCUGGCUCAGGCGACAGAACUGCCCGGAUAUGGGACUGGAUUGAGGGCAGAUGCUUGCACACUCUGCAGAUCAAAGACCUUGACCAAAAGGAUCCCGGUGUGACUAGUGUUGCCGUCUCUCCUGAUGGUCGUCUGGUGGCUGCUGGAAGUCUGGACAAGGUGGUCAGAAUUUGGGAUGUUGCUACUGGCCAGAUGCUUGAGCGUCUGGACGGUCACAAAGACAGUGUUUACUCGGUAGCCUUUAUGCCCGAUGGUAAAACCCUGGUGAGUGGCAGUCUUGACAAGACCCUGCGUAUGUGGCAAUUGGGUACAAACCAGGCAUUCGGUGGUGACCGUGGCAAGAAUGCAUGCAAGCAAGUCUUUUCAGGACACAAGGACUUUGUAUUGUCUGUUGCUACAACCCCUGAUGGUAAAUGGAUCGUAUCAGGCUCAAAGGAUAGAGGUGUUCAAUUUUGGGAUCCACGGACUGGUCAGACCCAGUUUAUGCUCCAAGGCCACAAGAACUCUGUCAUUUCUGUGGCCACCAGCCCCGGAAGAAGACCAAUGUUCGCUACCGGAUCUGGUGAUAACAGAGCAAGGAUUUGGAGUUAUGAGCCAUUGAACCAGUCUUGAUUUAUUAUUCUUAUUUCUUCUUCUUUCUUCUUUUAUUUUUCACAACAUCGUAUAUCUCUCUCUCUCUCUCUCUCUCUCUUCUUCUUCUUUUUUUUUUUCAAAAAAAAAUUCAACCAACCAAUCAAUCAAUCAAUCAAUUUAACAAACAAGCAAAUAAUAACAUUUUUAAACUAAAAAUCGAAUAACUAUAAAGGAAGAGAGAAAGAAUUUAGUGAGCAUAUAUGUAUGUCUAUGCAUUUAUACAUAGAAAGAGUCCUGACUUGCUUUCACAUUUUCAUAAUAACACCCGCUCACUAACAAUAACAAUAAUAAUACUGCUUGUCUGUCUGUUGAUACAAAGUC
This is a messenger RNA of Phycomyces blakesleeanus NRRL 1555(-), 2129 nucleotides long. RefSeq lists its product as hypothetical. The transcript has 10 exons. Gene Ontology annotation, molecular function: protein binding. The record is from RefSeq and is a predicted model, not a curated record. Lineage: Eukaryota; Fungi; Mucoromycota; Mucoromycetes; Mucorales; Phycomycetaceae. The coding region runs from base 147 to 1787 and encodes 546 amino acids.